Molecule: messenger RNA, 930 nt
Organism: Mesorhabditis spiculigera
Lineage: Eukaryota; Metazoa; Nematoda; Chromadorea; Rhabditida; Rhabditidae
Source: the annotation of a GenBank genome assembly
AUGGGAAAAUACUAUAUUUUUCUGCUGGCUGCUAUUUUCUGCUUAAUUGGUCGAAUAAACUCAUGCCCGGCCGAAUAUGGGGAGGACGAAGGCGAGGAUUUUGCGGCCCCUCUGGACUGCACCAAAUGCGUGGACCCGGUUGUUGCGCCGGGAAUAACGUACAAUUUUCGAUGGAAUAGAAAAGGGUGCAAAGUGGUGACGUUUCUGGGAUGUGAAACACAUUAUUACGAGAUCGAGGGCCUGAUUGGUGGGCUGGGCCCGCUACAUGCUUGCAGGUACAUUCCUGGAACUGGAUAUACCUGGUGGACGCCCGGACUGAACGCCACGCAAAAAGCACAGAUUCGUUAUAAAGAAAAAGGCCCUUUUCUCAGAACCGAGAAAAACGAAAAGGCCGUCUCGCCGGCCGAUGUUGAUCCUUAUGAAGACGACGGCUGGCUUCACCUCGCUCCUCGUGACGGGAUCGGUGCUACGGUACCACGGAGCCCCGACGACGGCAAGCCGUCCAUCGUCGAGUCGGAUUUUGGCGACGACGAUGACGACGACGACCACGAUCACCAUGAAGACAUAGUUCCUGGGGGCGCUGCAGAGCCGGUGAGGCUCUUCCCGGAUGAGUUCCCCGAGACCGAGACGAACAAGGAGAACGCCGAGGGCAGCAAGGAGGACACGGUGGCGCCCAGUGCGGUCCCCACGACUCCACCAAGCAAGCCGGCGGCAAAUGGCCUCAUGUGGGUGCUGAUCAUCGAUGGCAUCAUCAUUACGUUGGUGGCCGCCGGAGUGGCGUUUUUGGUCUGGUAUCACAGAAGAGUGCAACGGCGCGACAGUACCCUGGACAGUCUCCCGCCCGGCAUCUUCCCCGACGGCUACAUCCCCGAGUCGGCGACGCUGCCGGAUGGGGUGGUGAUGGUACCCGCGAAUACGCCGCUGCCCGGA